Molecule: messenger RNA, 1366 nt
Organism: Coffea eugenioides
Lineage: Eukaryota; Viridiplantae; Streptophyta; Magnoliopsida; Gentianales; Rubiaceae
Product: G-type lectin S-receptor-like serine/threonine-protein kinase At4g03230
Exons: 6
Coding region: 179-1228 (349 amino acids)
Biological process (GO): protein phosphorylation
Molecular function (GO): protein serine/threonine kinase activity; ATP binding
Source: RefSeq, a predicted model, not a curated record
GUCAGAAGGGACAAGCUCAAAACGUGAAAAUCCAUCAAUAUCAGUGACUCUUGUCACUGUGAUUAUUGUUACCACAGUGAUUGCUGUAGUUUUACUUGCUGGCACCUUAACCUGCUCCUUUUACAGGAGGAUCAUAGCAAAAAGAAAAGAGACUGAAAAAAGCAUUCCAGGGAAUCCCAUGCCUUACUUGGACGACAGUGAAAGACAAGCUGCAGAAUUGGUUGAUGAGGAUGAUAAAUUCAUCGAUGUACCCUAUUUCAGUCUGGAAAGCAUACUAGCUGCUACAAAUAACUUCUCAGACACAAAUAAACUUGGAAGAGGAGGAUUUGGCCCAGUUUACAAGGGAAUCUUCCCUGAAGAAAAAGAAAUUGCAGUAAAGAGGUUGUCAAGCCACUCUGGUCAAGGCAUGGAGGAAUUUCGACAUCGGAACCUAGUUAGACUCUUGGGCUACUGCAUCAAGGGACCUGAAAAAAUUCUUCUGUAUGAAUACAUGCCAAAUAAAAGCUUAGACACCUUUAUAUUUGAUGAAGGACGCUGCAUCUUAUUGGACUGGAACAUGAGAUUCAACAUCAUUCUGGGAAUAGCACGGGGACUUCUUUAUCUUCACCAGGAUUCAAGGUUGAGGAUAAUUCACAGAGAUUUGAAAACAAGCAACAUUCUAUUAGAUGAAGAGAUGAAUCCCAAAAUUUCAGAUUUUGGCUUGGCAAGAAUAGUUCAAGGCAAAGAAACAGAAGCAAAUACAAUAAAAGUAGUUGGAACCUAUGGCUAUAUGUCUCCAGAGUAUGCAAUCGAAGGUUUAUUCUCAGUGAAGUCAGAUGUAUUUAGUUUUGGAGUAAUUAUACUUGAGAUUCUUAGUGGUAAGAGAAACACUUCUGGAUUUUAUCGGUCUGAAGAAGUCUUGAGUCUUUUAGGCUAUGCUUGGAGAUUGUGGCAAGAAAGGAAAGCAUUGGAUUUAGUUGACAAGAGGUUGCUGGAAUCAUGCAAUGGAACAGAAGUCAUGAAGAGCAUAAACAUUGGUCUCUUAUGUGUACAAGAUGAUCCCAGUGAUCGUCCCACCAUGUCUAAUGUUCUUAUUAUGCUCAGUAGCGAAACAACUACUCUUCCAAGUCCGAAUCAACCAGCUUUUGUAGGAAGAAGACGCACUUCUAGUACAUCUGCAUCUUUGUCUAGUAAGGCAGAAACAAUCUCCAUCAACGAGAUGACCAUCUCUGCAGAAGACGGCCGAUGAAGGCGUUGAUUGUUUCAUUGUAUAGUCCAGCAAAUGAAGUUGUACUAUCUCGAAGGCAUUCGCUGGCUUUGCUAUCUUGAGUCCGAUAGCGGAACUCCAAGCUCGUUUGUAUAGAUAACUACGGUAUGAAAAAAGAAU